UAACACCAGAUGAACUGGAUAUCCCCGAGUUCAAACAAUACAAUAAAGAAAUAUAUGAGAGUUCAAAAUCUGGUAAUCGUAGACGACGCAAGUCGACACGUGAAGAUUGUGACACUGCUUCCUCCUUGGAUGGCUAUGAUGGGGAAGAUGGCAAUGGUUCUGUAACACAUGCCGAAUUUCGUCGUCAAAUACAUAUUCAAUCUGAACAAAGACGACGGGCGGAAAUAAAAGAUGGUUUUGAAGAACUUCGUCGACAACUUCCGAUUAAUAAUAACGGUCGUAAAAUGAGUAAAGCUCUUUUGCUUCAGAAAA
Messenger RNA from Funneliformis geosporum, 312 nucleotides. The record is from the annotation of a GenBank genome assembly. Lineage: Eukaryota; Fungi; Glomeromycota; Glomeromycetes; Glomerales; Glomeraceae.